UCGCCGGUCCCGGAUCUCUGGUCCUCUGAGAAUUAGAAGAUCCCGUUGUCUUCUCUGCAGGCUGCAAACUUGAAAACUUGCGCAGAAACCCUCAAAACCCUAGAGAAGAACGCCAUGAGAGGAGUUUUGCUCAGGAAUUUCGUUCUAUGUACUCGCAAUCUCCGUUCCUCUCGCACCAUCGAAUCUAGGUAUUUAAUCUCUAAUCUCAGUUAUUAUUCCCGCAAUCGCGUCCCUGUGGAGGCGCAAUAUGUUGGCUGUUUUCCUUCGAGAGUUCGGUAUUUCUCGUCCGAAGAUGGAAAGGCGGAUCCGGAAUCGAAUAAGGAAACUGAAUCUGUUGUAGCCGGAGAGGAAAAGGAGGCAAAGUUUGAGGUAGAAGAUGUCAAAAACAAAGAAUUAAAAGAGCAGAUAGAGAGCUAUUUCAAAGAUGGCAACGAGGAGCUGCUACCAACAAUUCUUGAGUCCCUUCUCAAGAGAAAGCUUGCUAGGAAGCAUGAGGAGACCGAUGAUGAAUUAAUAGAGGAGCUUCAGAUGAAGCCUAUAGAUGACGUUGAUGACCAAGAGUUUGAAGAUGAUUUUGAUGCUGCUCACGAGACUGAUGAAGAAAUUGAUAAUUUGUACAGUGCCAGAGAUAUUUCCAUAAAGAGAAUGACAGAAAAUAAUCCUUAUUUCAACAUGGACGACACAAAAUGGGAUGAAAUGAUAAAAGAAGCUAUUGAGCAUGGUCACCUUAGAGAUACGAAGGAGUGUGAAGAGAUCUUGGAGGACAUGCUUAACUAUGACAAGCUUCUACCAGAUGAUAUCAAGAAGAAGAUAGAAGAGAAGUUUAACGAGAUAGGUGAUAGAGUUGAAAAAGGUGAGCUUGAAGUUGAAGAAGGUUAUGCAUUGUUCAAGGAAUUUGAAGACCAGAUGGUCGUUGAAUGUGCUAAACUAAUGGAGGCAGAAGCCCCCAACUUUGAUGAGGAUGCUGUGACUGAUAACAAAAAGGACCUGGAUGACCCACCCGGUGAGGGGCCAAUCCUUAGGUGGCAAACACGAGUGGUCUUUUCUCCUGGUCCUGAUGCAUGGCAUCCAAAAAAUAGAAAAGUUAAGUUGUCUGUGACUGUAAAGGAACUGGGCCUAUCGAAGGCUCAGUUUGUGCGCCUGAAAGGAUUGGUUGGAAAGAGGUACAAUCCUGGGAAAGAUGAACUCACCAUAACAAGUGAAAGGUUUGAACAUCGGGAAGAGAACAGAAAGGAUUGCCUCAGAACACUUUUUGCUUUGAUUGAAGAGGCUGGAAAAGCCAAGAAACUCGUGGAAGAUGCUCGAACUUCAGAAAUUAAAGCGAGACUUAAAGCUAACCCAAAGUUCAUGGAACAGUUGCAAGCCAAGAAGAAAGCUUCAGUAACUGCAGGAUAAGGACUGCGG
This is a messenger RNA of Andrographis paniculata, 1404 nucleotides long. RefSeq lists its product as uncharacterized. The record is from RefSeq and is a predicted model, not a curated record. Gene Ontology annotation, biological process: mitochondrial translation. NCBI's taxonomy places the organism in Eukaryota, Viridiplantae, Streptophyta, Magnoliopsida, Lamiales, Acanthaceae. The transcript has 4 exons. Gene Ontology annotation, molecular function: structural constituent of ribosome. Bases 115 to 1395 code for a protein of 426 amino acids. Gene Ontology annotation, cellular component: mitochondrial small ribosomal subunit.